This is a messenger RNA of Cotesia congregata, 402 nucleotides long. Lineage: Eukaryota; Metazoa; Arthropoda; Insecta; Hymenoptera; Braconidae. The record is from the annotation of a GenBank genome assembly.
AUGUUGUUCAGCAAAACCUUACUCGUUUUACUGCUGGCGAUCCUGGGUACCUCAUGGUUACCAGACGGCAGAAACAAUGGAUUAGCUUCUGCUUGGUUUUGGAAUACGAAAACCAAAAUUCAAAUUGAAUGUGUGAAGAAUAACGUUUCUACAGGAGUUACCACAGAAGUCCCCAAAGAAGUUAUCAAAGGAGGUACCGCAAAAGUGCUCACGAUUGGUGAAAUCCCUCAGGAAGAUGAUGAAUUCGCGCCUCUGACUGCUGGCAUCUGGGUCGCGAAUGAAUAUUAUCGGUUACCCAACGCACCUUUUUACAAAGUAGAAAUCAAGGAGGGCACAGCACGUUCGUUUACACACGUUCCGAAUCCUUACUAUAGAGGAGGAUCGAUUAUUAUCAAAGAUUAA